Aspergillus clavatus NRRL 1 is the source of this 810-nucleotide messenger RNA. RefSeq names its product SAP18 family protein. The record is from RefSeq and is a predicted model, not a curated record. Gene Ontology annotation, molecular function: transcription corepressor activity; transcription factor binding. Gene Ontology annotation, biological process: negative regulation of DNA-templated transcription. Lineage: Eukaryota; Fungi; Ascomycota; Eurotiomycetes; Eurotiales; Aspergillaceae. The coding region runs from base 1 to 810 and encodes 269 amino acids. Gene Ontology annotation, cellular component: nucleus. The transcript has a single exon.
AUGGCGCAUCGAGAUGCGUCCAAACCCCAGAUUGACCGUCAAGCUACAACGCCCUUCCACCUGAAACUCUUCUACCGACUGAACGCUUUCCACUCACUAUCCGACUUUGCAGUCUCAUCCUCCUCUUCCUAUGGUGGCCCUACCAGCGGCCCCAAUGCCAUCAGAACGCGUUCCCCACCCCCCACACAGCGACUGCCAUCACACCUCGAGAUCUACACCUGGCAGUCCUGCACGUUACGAGAACUGACCCAGCUCCUCACCUCGGCUUUACCAUCUCUUCUCCCUGACCCGGCUGUUGGGACUCGCAUAUGCUUCCGGUUGAUCUACCCCGACACCAAGGGUGCGGCGACCAUUGGCGGGGACGCAAGAGGCCGAUAUCUGAGCAAGGACAUGGGCAGUGUGGUCGUGGGGCCGAAAGACGGUCCCUAUCGAGGAGAGAAUGAAGAUGAGCGCGCGAAGAGUACGGGGGCAGGGCCCCGGGGCGCUCUCCGGUUCCAGGGUAACGAUGCCGACAAGACGCUCCAGGACAUGCGAUUCGUUAUUGGGGAUUAUGUGGACUGCGCGAUCCUUCCGCCGCUCGAGGAUGGCUCCGUUGCACCGCCGCUGAUUACUGGUCGCGGACCGGUGGGCGGUACUAUUGGAGGAGGCAUGAGAGCGUUCCGGGACAAUGGGUUUGGACGACCUGGUCGUGGUGGGAGGUUGGAUCGGGCCAUUCCCGCGGGUGAUUGGAGACGUGGGGAGAAGCUUCCAGAUGGAGGAGGACGCAGUUACGGUGGAGGACCUGGAAGAAGAGGCUGGGCGCCGUAUUAG